UGUUCUUUGUAACUCUGGUAAAUCGACGCAAAUCAAGAACUAGAAGCGAUGAGACAACAUUUUUCUCUACAUGGUGAUAAAUGGAUCCCCACCGAACAAAUUGAUAAUUUGUGGGAAUUCGUCAAAGCUGUAGACUGGACUGAACAUUGGUUAAUAGGUUUGAUCGUUUUCCACACGGCAACAUUCCUAUCUAUUAUUUGUACGAGAAAGUAUACAAACUUUCAAAUCGUCUUGUUCUUGCUGCUACUGGGACUGGCAUUUGCAUCAGAACAAAUAAAUACCAUAGGAGCAAAACACUGGAGGACCUUUGCAAAGGAGCAGUAUUUUGAUUCUGCUGGUUUGUUCAUUACUGUUGUGUAUUCAGGUCCAAUACUUCUUAACUGCUUUGUUUUAACAGUCUCCUGGCUGUGGACAGCAGGGAAAAUGCUGAUAGUGGUAAAGAGGGGACAACUAAAAGAACGGAAGAAGAAAGAAAGAGACAACAAAAAAUCACAAUAAGAUCAGGAGUAAUGAAAGCUCAUAUGUAGUGUUUAUAUUUAUGGGAAAAAAAAAAGGAUUCUCUCUAGCUUCAUUGUCCAUGGAAGGUCUGGGUAGGGGUUUCAAACUUUCUCUCAGUGAUGUUAUGGUUCUCAAUAGGAUUCAUUGAGGUUUGACUGAGCAAAGAUUGCUUAGGAAUUAGGCCAGAGUGGAAUAACCUGGAUGUCCCAAGACUUCAGCAAAGUUUCCUCAAUCCAUUGUAAUCAGUUGUUUGUCUCUACAGCAAGGUCUUUACCUCACACGAGAAGAAAGGAAUAGACCUAGCAGUUUGCAGUCCAUUCCAUGAUCCUGUGUUUACUUUCCAUGCCCCUUUGUAGGACCAUAGGAUGAAAAGAGACUUCUGCCAGUCUCCUUGUCACUUUCAGGUUGUAACUGCAUAUAAUCUACUGACUUCCUUGGAAAAUUCACUGACCUUCACUGUGGUCAUGUAUAAAUGACUUGACUCCUAGUACAAACUGAAUUCCUGUAUUAGUGGCGACUUUUGAAGAAUAUUAAUUUUAUUUGCAAGGAGGCUUUCAUUUUUAGCGUUACGGUACGAGUGUUUCUUUGCCGGCGAAAAACUUUGAAGUCUUUAUCGAAAAGAGCUGCUGUGAAGUCUGCAAAGGAAGUCUGCUUACACACCCCUCGCUGACUCUCUUCGCUCAGGCAAAGAAACAAUCGUGCCGCAGCUUUGAUGAUGUGGGCCAGCACGCAGGCUGAAAAAUGAUUAAUAAAAGGAACAAAUGAUUAAUUCCGCUUCCUGCCGCAACAAUGUUGGAAAAGGGUUUUUCCUCACAUUCAGCGAGUCUGCACCAACUACACAACCUUUUAUUACUGUAAAGCAGAAAAUCCCAGUCGCGCUAAUCAACAGGGCGGGUUUAACACCCUCGAUCAAAAGACUAUUACUCCACUUUCUCUCAAACAAAAAUCGCUAUAUUUGGAUAAAAUUCACGUCGCAACUCAAACACGACGUUUAUCAAAAAUUAUUAAGAGAUCUGCUGAAAAGACCACCUCUUUUAAAACGGUUAAAAAAGUGUGUCGUAUAUUCCUGCAAAAAAAAAAAAAAGGUUUUACAGGACCACAGUACGUGGUGAGUUAGACGUUGCGCUUGUCUAGAUUAAGAUCAAGGUUAAACAAGUUAUCUCAAAGGAUUGCGAUACUUGUUCCCGAAAGUCCAAUAAACUUCUCUUGUACAAAUGAA
Messenger RNA from Stylophora pistillata, 1717 nucleotides. Its product is annotated as transmembrane protein 18. The record is from RefSeq and is a predicted model, not a curated record. NCBI's taxonomy places the organism in Eukaryota, Metazoa, Cnidaria, Anthozoa, Scleractinia, Pocilloporidae.